GUCAGCAGCGGUUCGGGGGCAGCGCAAACUGUGGGCCUGUGCAUUUGGAGUAACAACAGCAGGCAGCGGGACUGGACGCCCGGCGCGCCGCGCAAUGCAGCCACAGCCGCCGUGGCAGCCGGCGCAGCAGCGGCCACUUCCUGCGGCCUGGCUCCAGGCCCUGCCAUCAGUGUGUGCUCGGGCUUCUUCGCCGAAUGGAGCAGCAUGUGGGAAUGCAGCGGGGGAUGCAGCGGGUGUCCAGCUUGUGCUCUAUGCAUGUUUGCGGGUCAGCCUGCCGUCAGGGCCAGCGGCUUCGUGGUUUGUGUCCAGCCCUUUUGCCAUGCCAGUCGGGGUUGAUGUCGGGGACGCAGGGGAUUACAGCCGGCCAGAAGGGCCCGAGCAGCUGCAGCAACGACUGUCCAGCCAACUCAGCGCGUGACGUAACGCGUUGGGAAGGACAGCGACUGCCAAACGCGAAAGCAAGCAGCUCAAGCAGCUGAACCGAAGUCUGCGGGGCUGGGAACCGGCGGUGCGCAUAUGGUGAAUGUAUCAGGACAAACUAGGGGAUUGAGACUAGGGUCUUCAGACAACGUCCACCACAGCGUAAUGGAUGGUUACUCGGGGACUAAGCGGGGAUGGAAAAGGCCAUGGCACGCAACACCGUCAACGGCCUAGUGCAUGAGCGGAAACCAGAGAUUUAUGGGGGGUUUGAUCAAUCGGCCCGAACACUUGGGGUUGAAAGGCCGGGCCAGCGCAAACUAGGAGUGCCGCAUUCUGGCACAACGCGUGCAGCUGGUCCUAGGCAGCGGUCACAGCUGCACCGCACGGGCUGUGGAGUGCGCAACACAGGAGGGCGGGCACUCGGCAACAACACGUCAGCAGUAAUGCGUGCGCAGCCCUAUCGAAUAGUCCAGAUUGCGUCAUCGGCAGAUGCCCGUCUCUCAUGGCAGACGCCUCAUGCCUGGCCAUACCUCGAGGGUUGGCGCCAAGCCGCACGUGGAGCGCCAAGCCUUGUAGGUGUUGACCACAGGCAGGUCAAGAGGCAGACCAUACGCACGGCAGGUCUGGAGUAGGGUAGCCCACCGCACCGGUGGUGGCAGGAAAGCAGUUAGGGUGCGCUAGCGCCUAAGAACGGCAGACCCAGGGGCUAGGGUUGAUGGCACGCGUAACAGCGCGGAUUGCGGCCCGCCACGGUGUAUUGCAUUGGAAGACGACAGGCCUGGAGAAAGCUACCUAAAUGGAAAUGGGGUGGUGGGAGGCGUUUGCCAUGUUGCAAGAGGGGAGAGUUUGCAUCCUUGUACCGUGCAAGGGAUGCCUGUGUCACGGUUUGGUCUAGCCUAGUUUGGUGGUAGCCGGGUGGGUGCACUUCGAUGCAGGUCACAGGAGCCUACCUUGUUACCGGUACAGCCAUGGGUCCGACACACGGCCAGGGGCCACCGCAGCCAACCAGUCUUCCAACAGAUAGACUGCCGACAGCACCCUCAGAGGACGGCACACAGGAGCCCUGCAGGAGUGCAGGCGGCAAUGCCGGCACCGUCGUGGUGUGUGACUGUUGACGUCGCAAGGGGGCCGUGAACCCUGGUCCGCGGUCACUGACAAAUCGGCCGAUGGAGCGGCUGGUUUACCUGUCUGACACCGCUCUUGCGUUUUAGCAUUGAAGCUGCUGACCUCCUUGAAGACGCCCAUACCUUGUGUGUGGAUGUCUCGUCCAGCUUCGGUCCCACCUACACACGGCAUUGGGUUCCUCCUGGGUUCCGAGCCCAGACACGCAACGCCGCCGACACCCGCCACCUAUCGGUUCCUUCAGCCCUCAGUCCACAUUUCCGCAAAUGGGGACCUGGGCUUCGGUGCAAUGACCCGGGACUGGCUGACCAUGGGGUACAGGCACCCAUGCGGAGUGGUAAGCCCUGUUUUGAUUCUUAGAGCUCAGAGGUGGUCACAAAGGGGAGAAGGAAGGGGAAAGGCAUGGCACCAGGGGAGCACACGCACACGCACCAAAGACGUAAACAUCGGCGAUCCCGCCGCAGUGGCGCGCGCCAAAGCUGAGCGAUACAGGCCCGGCUAGCAACGCUCCAAGAACCACCAAUGUGUUUUGCGUUGCGUUUCUGUGCAAUAGACGUGGCGAUGUGGCGGUUUGCGCCGGCCAUCUUCACUUCCGCGGGGGUUGUUACGCUAGCGAAUGACUGUGCCGCAGGUGGCCCGCAGGUGGCAGCGCGGGCAGCGGCAGGGCUAAGGCCGCAGGCCAGCACCUUUGGUCACAGAAGACCAAGUCUGCACUGCUGGCAUGGCUGGAGGAGCAGGAUCCGGGCAAGCGCUUGAACUGGUCCGACGCAGUUCAGCACUUGCAGGCGCUAGACUGCGAGUUGCUGCCAGACAAGACUGGCAAGGAGCUGCAGAAGGCGGUGAAUGUAGCUGGCAACAAUCUCAACAGGCAGCUCAGGAAGUAGGCAGCGCAGGCUGUGAUAGCGGCAUCGGGAUCGGAUGACGCAGAGGGUGGCGGCACCGGGAUCGGCAUCGGCGGCUGAUGCUAAGGGCGUGGCUGGCACUGCGGAGUGUGAGAGGGUCUGUAGUAAUGCUCCUCAGCCUUGCAGCUUCGGAGGGUUGCAGGCGGUGAGUGAAGUGGAAGGUACUUCCAAGUGAGCGCCAGUCUCAGCGCCCGGGACCGCGCCCGACAUGGGCUGAGUGAAACCGUAGCGUGAACCGUUCAGGAUCAGGUUCAGGUUCAGGACCGCAUGAGUGCACGUACGCGUUCGACGGCAAGUGUGCUACACAGCUAGGACUCC
Messenger RNA from Chlamydomonas reinhardtii, 2762 nucleotides. RefSeq lists its product as uncharacterized. Bases 95 to 418 code for a protein of 107 amino acids. Lineage: Eukaryota; Viridiplantae; Chlorophyta; Chlorophyceae; Chlamydomonadales; Chlamydomonadaceae. The record is from RefSeq and is a predicted model, not a curated record. The transcript has a single exon.